Messenger RNA from Tigriopus californicus, 2504 nucleotides. RefSeq lists its product as uncharacterized. The transcript has 2 exons. Bases 188 to 1984 code for a protein of 598 amino acids. Lineage: Eukaryota; Metazoa; Arthropoda; Copepoda; Harpacticoida; Harpacticidae. Gene Ontology annotation, molecular function: glutamate-gated receptor activity. The record is from RefSeq and is a predicted model, not a curated record. Gene Ontology annotation, cellular component: membrane.
GUGUACGAGUACUGUGUGUACAGAGCUGUACGGUAAUUCUGAACAAAGCCCACUCACUCACUCACUCACCCACCCACCAUAUAUCCCAGAGCUUGAGUUCCUUUCGUGGAAUAGCAAGACAUACAGACAUACAAUGAUUUAUUGAAAAAUACAGACCUUGUGCGACAGCGACAAUCAAAGGAUCAUCAUGUGGAUCACGUACUUUAUUUUAUGCCUUGUAACUUUGACUUUGGCCAGUACCGACGGCAAUGUUAAUGAUAUGCUCAUUCAUAUCCGGACAAUCAUGGAGCGUUAUCCAAUGGACGAAAUUCGAUGGAACGACUUGGCUAUUCAUUGUCAAGAGAAUUGCGCUCGGGUUCUUAGAAUCCAUCCCCAUGCCAAAAUAAUUCAGGAUCACAAUUGUUUGCAUCAAGAGACAAUCGUCACGGCCUCUUUGCCUCAAGAUCUGUCCUUUGGAAAGUGUACUUGGAUUAUACUGCAGAGCGAGGAACAAGAGCAGGUUCUGGAUUGCAACAUACCUCCCUUUCAAUCUCAAGUUUAUCUUUUAAAGUUACUGCAACAGAGCAGAUUUGAACUGUGGGAAACAUACCAAGUGGAAAAUGUGCGCGAGAGAAACUUGGUUCAGAUUUGGAACAAUAAAACGCUCUUAUUUCAAAACGAAGCCAUUUUAGAACGUCGGAGUUCUCUGGCGAGUGCCCACUUUAACGUAAUUAUGGCGGAAUGGCGGCCAUUUCAAUACAUUCAAGGUUAUGACGUGGAAAAUGCACAAGGUUUCUCCAUGGACCUCUUGAAAACCCUUCAAUCAAGCAUGAACUUUUCGUAUACGCUAAAUGGCUCCGAAUACCAGAUCCAAGGGGACGUCUUCAAAAAUGGAUCCAUAUACGGACUUCUUGGACUGGUGGCUCAGGGACAAUACGACUUUGGUGCCACUGUGUUCGUCAUGAGCGAGGAUCGAUCCAAACACUUGAAUUUACUUUAUGUGGGCACCUCCAUCACGAGAGUCAUCAUAUCUUGGAUUCCGCCCAUCAUUGGAGUCAAUGAUGCCAUUUUAAGCAUGUUCAACGUGGAUGUUUGGGCCGUUUAUGCCAUUUCCCUGUUCUUAUUGACCACCUAUGGAUCCAUGAGCUCAAUGGCAAGCCGGCGUCACACUGGUGUGAAAGAUCACGGCGAAGUGGGCUUGGCCAUCCUUGGAAGCCUGUUUGGGCAAGGAGCAGCGCAUCCUUUGAAUUUGAUCUCGUUCCGCAUCUUAUUGAUUACCGCUUUUCUCUUGGGAUUGAUGUUCUCGAUCACGUUUUCGGCCAGGCUGAUUUCAUCCUUGAGCGUGCAAAAAGAGAUCAACAAUCUGGCCACUCUUGAGCAAGUGGAAGAGGAAGGGGUGGAAAUGUUCAUUCCUGGUUUUGGAGCCGAUUUGACCCACUAUUCCGAGGCCAGUUCAGACACCGUGGAAGGACGUUUAUGGCAGAAGAAGAUCGGUCGAUCUCCAGAGUUUCACACCAAUCCGUAUAGCCUUCAAGCCUUGAUUGGCCAUUCCUCGAAGGAAGCCGUGGCUUUGGGAUAUCAGAAUGUGGUGGAUGAAUACCGAAGUCGAAAUCCUGGGGUGGGUUGCAAGUUACAAACGAGUAAAGUGCCUUUUUUCAAUGGCAGACUUCACUUCCCGUUUCGACCCGAUUUCCCUUAUUUGGAAGUGUUUCACUUUCAACUCCAAAAGAUGGAACAAUCUGGGAUCAUCGACAAGUUGGUACAGAAAUGGGUGAAGAACAUCGAAUUGACUGAAGAGUUCAUGUGUCAACAUUCCAACCAAAAUGAAGUGACCCAAGUCACAUUUGCAAGUGUGACAAAGUUCUUCUAUACGAUUGGUUUUGGAGUCAUAGCUGGGCUGAGCAUUUUAAUUGUGGAACUGAUCAUACGUUGCAAACGAAAAGCAUUCUCUGUUUACGCAGAUCUCCAACGAGGCAUUGCUUUGCAAGUGAUGAAGCUUCAUUAAAGCCCAUUUGUUUUUUGCGACAAUACGAGUAGAUGGAUUGAGCGAGGUCUCGACGGCAAAUUCAUUUCCUUAGUCACUAGUUUUUAGCAGGCAAAGACUUCACUUCAAAGGCUUCACACGUCACUGAAAUAGCAAAGCUCCCUUUUUCAAAUGGACAAGGGCUGACGCAACAUGCGCAAUGCCACUGAAUCACGUCACCUGUUAAUGAAUGUUCUGCCCUUUCUAUAAGCACGUACUAAGAAAACAAACGGAUAAAAAUUUUCACAUUGACCUACGUGCAGUACACCAGAGAACAGAAAUAAAACCAACACGAUUAACGGACAUGCUACAACCAAAAUUCAAUUCCGUUUUCAUGUUGAGAGGCGUACUAUCGACAUCAACAAAUAUACCACGCAAUUGAAAAUACAUGUUCGGCUGUUGCAGAGAAUAUAAUCGAAGUAUUUGUCUACCAAUGACAACAUAAGGUCAGUAGUUAACAGGAUUUGACACUCCUGGAGAGUAUAUCUCUCCGAUCCAGGGU